UUUUGAUUUCAAGUGAGAUAGUCGUUAUGGCUCGGAUUUCUACUUAAUUUUCUCCGCGUUUGUCACCCCGUUUAGUGUGUGUGUGCGUUGUUCAGUUGAUAGUCGUCCUUCAUGUAGCGCCACAUGAGUUCUUUGGAGUUUCUGCGUGGAGAAGUUGAGAGGUUAAAUAGCGAACUCCAGCAAGCUUCCCAGGAGAAAUGCCAAGCCGCGGAAUAUGGCUUGGCCGUCUUGGAGGAGAAACAGAAACUUCAAGACCAGUACGAAGAACUAGAAGCAUCUUGUGACAGCCUCCGACAAGAAUAUGAAUGUCUUAAAGAGGCUCAUGAGCAGCUUAAACUUGAACAGCAAAAGCGAAGCAAGUUUGGCGACGAUAGAGAAGAGGAUCUUGUCAAGGAGAGUGAAUCCAGAGAGGCUUCAUUCAUCCACAAGAUUGCUGACUUGGAAAAUGAACUGAGACACAGCAAGAAGUCAGAAAAGGAGUGCCUCCUGGAGAGUGAUAGAAAAACAAAUCAAAUCAGCAACCUGUUUAAAGAAAUUGAACAAUUAAACCAGACCAAUAAGCAGUUGCGGACUGAGGCAAGGCAACUCAAGCACCGAGAAGCCAAACAUCUUCAGGAGUACAGUGAGCUGGAGGAAGAAAACAUCAAUCUUCAAAAGCAGUAUACCUCCCUCAAGUCAUCCAUGGUAGAAUUUGAGGCACUGAAGGUGGAAAACAAGAGUUUGACAGACGAGAUCGAAGCUGUCCAGCUUCAGCUCCAGAUGGCGUGUGAGCGACGAGACCAGUACAACAGGCAGCUGAACGAAGCCCUCGAGUCACUCAAAGAGCAGCGAGAGCGUAACACGGUCUUACAGAAAGAGCUCACAGAAAGAAAACAGGACCCGAUUUUCAACAGCUGGGAGAUUGAGAGCUCCGUCGUUGCCCAGUUGGAGCAAAACGACGAUGAAGAGAGUGGAAGCGAGAAGGGCUCAAAACCUACCACACCCAUGAGUCCAGGUCCGGUGCUGGUGGAUGACCUCAUGAAGGAACUGCACCUGUCCGAGAUGAAAGGAAUGGAGGAGGAGCUUACCAGGCUCAGUAACGAGAAGAACCAGCUCUGUCACGAGCUUGAGAAAAAGAGCAUGGACGCAGCGAAGAUGAAGGAGGAGUUUGACGCCAUGGCGACCAUCAGGGAGGCGAAGAUCCUUUGCCAGACCUUAGAGGACGACUUUGACGAGGAGCAGUUGAGCACGUCCAUGGAGAACUGCCUGAAGAUCAACAAUCAGCUAAAGGAGCUGGUGGACUUGAAGAAGUUGGUCAAGCGCUACCAGACAAAGGAUGGAAAGUCUCAGGCGCAGAUUCGAGACUUGAAGAACGACUUGGAUAACAUGAGAGCAAAGCUUGGCAACGCGCAGACUAAGGCAGAUGAAUGCGUGUUCCUCACCAGUCGCGUCCAGCAGUUAGAAGAAGAGCGGAUGAACUGGAAGAAUAAAGCGUCAGAAGCGGAGGAAAUCAUCAAGAGUCUUCAAGAGGACGUCAAGUCUAUGAGUGAUCUUGCUGGUGAGGCGCAGGGAAGUCUGAACUGUACCCAGGAUGAGCUGAGGUACGUCAGUAACGACAUUUCAAAGCUCUACAAGCACGUCUGCUCGGCGAACGGGGAGACCCCUAGUCCAAUGCUGACUAGUGUCGGAUCAGGAUCCAGGACGGGAUCCCCUGCUGCGCCCACCAAUGCCGCGUCUGCAUCGCCAGGGAAGAGCGGUGGCCCGGAGGAGCGACAGUCUCCAAUGGGCAGCGAGAACCCGAAUGACUCUGAGGAGCGCGUGGACCCCAUGUCUUGUUACCGAAUGAUGAGUACUGUGCGAGACCAGGUCAAGUUCCUCAAACGUGCCGUGGAGAAGACCGUGGAGAUCUCCAAGCAGCGUGCCCUCGAGUAUCGCACUGUGGUGAACGACGAGGACCGCGUGCCUGCAGCUGGGGAGUUUGACGAUACGCUCAGAGGACAGGUGGUCAAACUCCAGAGCCUGCUGGCUACCAAACGUGAGCAAAUCUCCACCUUCAGAACUGUGCUCAAAGCCAAUAAAUCCACCUACGAGGUGGCCUUGGCGAACCUGAAAAGCCGGUACGAGAACGACAAGGCGGUGCAGGCUGAAUCUGUCGCACAGCUCAAGCGCAACCUGAAAGCUUUCAAAGCAGAGGCGGCGACCUUCGCGUCUUUGCGCAGUAUGUUCGCGGCGCGCUGUGAGGAGUACGUGGUCCAGCUGGAUGAGCUUCAGGGUAAGCUGAUGGCAGCCGAGGAGGAGAAGAAGACCCUGAAUCAGCUCCUGAAGCAAGCGAUCCACCAGAAGAUAGCACUUACACAGAGACUCGAGGAAUUCGAAAUUGCACGAGAGAGACUGCGCGCCUACACGCGGCGAAAAUCGCGAAGCGCGAAACCACCAAAGCCUGUUACGCGUGUAUAGUGACAAAUUUUAUAGAUUAUUUUUAUGAGAUCUUCUAAAUUCCUCUAUCUUACGCCAUCAGCUUUGCUAAUAAUAAUAUGAAUUUAACAGACUGAAAUUUUAAAAACUAAAACUUUAAAAAGUUUUUUAACGAUGUAUCUAAAAAAAAAUAGAUUUACUGUCGGAUCCGUUGUAUCGCGACCCGCCUUUUCAAACACGAUUUGUUUUGGUUUUCUGUUCCGUCAGUAAAACCAUUCUGAGCCAAUCAGAGUCUCGCUUUGUGCACGUCCCUGGCUAUCCUCUGGACGAGAACCAGACAUUGUCGCGACAGAAAGCCAGGCAACUGCACUAGGCGCGAGAUGGCAAGAAUCUGAUUGGCCUAGAAUUAUUUGACUGGCGGAACGGUAAAUCACAAAAGACAAAAACAAAUCGAUGUUUUGAAAAUGCGGCGUCGCGAUACAACGGAUUCGACAGUAAAAAUAAUCCGGUAAAUUUUCAAUGAAUUUUACAUAGUGUAUAGUGGAAUUGUAAACUUUCGCAAUGUAGAUGUUUAGUGUAGGUCAUGUUUUGUGGUAUCAUGAUAAAUGUGCAAAAUGAAAGAUUCAUUCACUUUU
This is a messenger RNA of Nematostella vectensis (starlet sea anemone), 3029 nucleotides long. Its product is annotated as protein bicaudal D homolog 2. Lineage: Eukaryota; Metazoa; Cnidaria; Anthozoa; Actiniaria; Edwardsiidae. Bases 124 to 2436 code for a protein of 770 amino acids. Gene Ontology annotation, molecular function: dynein complex binding; cytoskeletal adaptor activity; dynactin binding. Gene Ontology annotation, biological process: protein localization to organelle; microtubule anchoring at microtubule organizing center; regulation of microtubule cytoskeleton organization. The record is from RefSeq and is a predicted model, not a curated record. Gene Ontology annotation, cellular component: Golgi apparatus; cytosol. The transcript is spliced from 3 exons.